GUCGGAGCUACACGUCUAGCUUUGUAUAUCUUCGAGUCGAUGCGGCGGCGUGGGGUCCUAGGUGCAGAAAAGUGCUUACAUCCGGUCUUCUUCAUAGGAGUAGAUGACGAGGCACCGAAGCCGAAACGGGACAGCACCAUUCAAGGAGUUGUCGUCCAACAAGAAGGACAGCAACGACAAGGACGAGAGGAAAUAGAAGAUGUGCCAGAUGUACCAGAAGCUCCUCCAGGACCUGGGCUACGACGAGGAGGAGGACAGUGCAGCAGGGAAGGCGAGGAAACUGUGAGGAAGCUGCUCAUGCCUCUACUGGACCCAGUUUACGGAAGGGAACCUACAGCAACUAUGAGUGUGGUUGAACUUGUGAGUCCAGACG
Messenger RNA from Amoebophrya sp. A25, 373 nucleotides. Lineage: Eukaryota; Dinophyceae; Syndiniales; Amoebophryaceae. The record is from the annotation of a GenBank genome assembly.